AUGGAGAACCCAGCAGAUGCACAGGGCCGUCUCAAGAGUCCAGUUCCGGAGAAGCCAAAUGGGAAGCAGCUAUUUAGCUACACGGAUACCCCAACGCCAGCACUGCUAAACUGCUCUAUGUUAUUGCUGACGCCAAUCAUAUCGCCAGCGACAGUUUCACCAGUUUCUGUGGCUCAGAGAUCAGCUAGCUCACGGUUGGCGAAUAUGCUAACGAAACCGAAAUACCUAGGACCUACAAAGAAAACGGCGCUGCUCUUCGGUGGUGCACAGGCACUGGGAGCAUGGAUGAUACAUGACGGCGAUCUAGAAAGCGGAUGUGGAUUCUUGGCUGCAUGGUCGACUUUGUACUUAAUUGUAGGCGGGCGUGGCUCGCUCAAGAGUCUCAGGUAUGGCAAAGUAUGGCCGCUGAUGUUAAGUACAAUCUCAUUGGGUAAUGCAUAUUUGUAUGGUAGAAGAUUCAUCUCUGGAGGCUUUUCAUGA
Zygotorulaspora mrakii is the source of this 480-nucleotide messenger RNA. It is a transcript of the gene AIM19, whose product is annotated as Aim19p. Gene Ontology annotation, cellular component: mitochondrion. Bases 1 to 480 code for a protein of 159 amino acids. The transcript has a single exon. The record is from RefSeq and is a predicted model, not a curated record. Lineage: Eukaryota; Fungi; Ascomycota; Saccharomycetes; Saccharomycetales; Saccharomycetaceae.